UAAAAGAAAAAAAAAAGAAAAUGGGUUGCUGCAUAUCCAGGUCCUCCGAGGAGGAGGGCGUAAUAGCACCAAGGUACCCAGCCGGCAGCCGCACCUCUAGGAUUUCAGGUUCUUCCCGAGCAAUCAACCGCCGUGAGUUAGAUGCUGGAGGCUCGCCAGCUCCCACAACAGCAGCUGGAACACCAGCAGGGUCACAACUCCGCGGCAUAGGAGGCGGUUCGUCAGUAACCAGUGAUGAUCGACAACCCCUUACUUCUCACCCUCCUUCAGGGGCAACAACAUUCUCUCACCAACCACGACAAGAACAACAAGAACAACAACAACCAGGUGAACAACGAGAACAACGACGACGGAGUCAUCGUCGCCGUUCUUCUCAGCACCGUGCGGCACGAGUGGACAAGUGAUGGCACAGUAUGGACGCGCGCAGCUUUGGAUCGCGAGCGGGUCGAGUUCUUUGAUACUAGAGUCACGGGCAGGCAGGAGGUGUGGCUGGCCAUUCACGCCGCGCUGGAGAUUUUGUGGCAUCAGGAGCAGGUGGAUGCGGCUGCGGCUGCGCAGCAUGGUGACGGAACGCUUGCGGCACCAAGUGACUACGAAGGCGAAGAAGGCCAAGGUGAAGGACACAGCAGCGGUGUAGAGGAGGACGACGACGACGACAACGGCAGGGAAGUAGCCCUAGCAACCGCUCAAACCAUCCUCAACGCCGCCGAGAUCACGCUUCCCACCGGCAACUUGGCACAGGGAGGAGCGUACGAUUUACUAGGAAAUCAUUACUCGCUUCCGGAACACAUUGUUUCAGAUCCUACGAAUAUUUCGACGAGUCGACCACCUUCCUCCAUGGAAGCCGAUGAAGAUGAGGAAGGAUACGCGGAUACGGACACCAAGGGUGCUGUGUCAGUAGCCAAUGAAGAAGUUACCGAGGGCGCCAGCCAGGAGGCUUUGGAAAAUGGUGAUGAGGUCUGCUCCUCCUCCGAGCGUCAUCACAGGGGGAAGAAAGGCAAAACGGUGGUGAAUGUUAGGGAUCUGAUCAAUGUCAGGGUGAGGUUGAGUGAUGGGAGCAGAGACGUUAUCGUGCAAGUCGACAAAGGGGAUUCGGUACGGGUUCUUGGGAGGAAGGUUGCUGAGAACGCAAAGCUCUCCUCAAACAAAAAGAUCCGCAUAGCCUACAUGGGCAAGGUCCUCAAAGAAACAUCCACCCUCCCUGACCAAGGCUGGAAACAAGGAACCAUUGUCAAUGCCCUGGUUUUCAAUCGGUAGCCACAUUGUGAACCAGCGGAGUUUGACAGAAUGAUUUCCGCCAUAACCAAUCCACCUCCGUCUCCCCCCUCCAGAAGCAGGAGACAACACCGACAUCCCGCGGCGAAUACAGCCACGGCUAGUUCCAGUCGACAACAGCUUCCUCCGCAGCAGCAGCAGCAGCAGCAAGUCGCUUUUGACCAAUUUCUAUCGCUACAGCUGUGGCGAGUCAAUACGAUGCCUCAGUAAAGAGGGCACAGUAGGGCGUAUCGUAUGGGGUUGCUGACUGGCAUCUAUCUGGCUGGUCCUUCCUCGCUCCUCACAUUCCAAGAUAACCAACCCCAAAACACGGCGCCGGCGCCGAAGAGCGCAACGGCGACAGCACCGACCAAUCCAUGAGCGCCGAGUCAUCCCAACAUUUCAACAAGAAUACCUACCUGCCUAUCUAUACCUUAAUAUCACGACACCCUUCAACCACACAAAUAAACCGGCCCCGUUUCAACGAGAAGGGUCGCGUUCCGGGCACCACCCCGUCUACAUCAUAUCACAUUUGAUAAUACCUAUUCAUCACUUCAACCUUCCUUUUAAGAACGAAUAUGAUACCAUUUCCCUAUUUUGUUUCAUUAACAAGACACCUGGGAGGACAUCUUCAAAGACUUACUUUUUUCAUAUGUCAUGGUUAAUGGCGGAAACAAAAUCCACGUCAUACACCGCAUACGAUACCUUACUUAUACCCCUUUUCCUUUCUUCGCCUACCUACGUACCAAUAAUUUUUUUUUUUUUUUUUUUUUUCAUAAUGUGCAAUUAGGCAGACAGCAUAUCGCCGAGCAAUUACUUUCUACUUUUUACUUUUACUACUGUUUAAUCUUUACUUUUGUACCCAAGUUUGUGCUCUGGGUGGGGGAAGGGUCGUAUGGCAUAAUCAUGCCGUGGAGAAAGGAAUGGAUAAGAGACCGCAGUGGAAGGAGGAAAUGAGUGAUGGAAGGGAUGGUGGACGAAGUUAUGGGUGACUAUAUAUGAAUGAGAAUAAUGCGCGUGUCUGUUUG
This is a messenger RNA of Neurospora crassa OR74A, 2282 nucleotides long. RefSeq names its product ubiquitin domain-containing protein. The transcript is spliced from 4 exons. The record is from RefSeq and is a predicted model, not a curated record. Gene Ontology annotation, molecular function: protein binding. Lineage: Eukaryota; Fungi; Ascomycota; Sordariomycetes; Sordariales; Sordariaceae. Bases 235 to 1257 code for a protein of 340 amino acids.